Sciurus carolinensis (gray squirrel) is the source of this 1715-nucleotide messenger RNA. It is a transcript of the gene Ca8, whose product is annotated as carbonic anhydrase 8. NCBI's taxonomy places the organism in Eukaryota, Metazoa, Chordata, Mammalia, Rodentia, Sciuridae. The record is from RefSeq and is a predicted model, not a curated record. The coding region runs from base 247 to 1119 and encodes 290 amino acids. Gene Ontology annotation, molecular function: zinc ion binding; carbonate dehydratase activity. The transcript is spliced from 9 exons.
UCCACCCCGAGUGCAGACGCGCGCCGCGGCGGGUUGCAGCAAAGCUAGGCGCUGGCGGUACGCACGUCGGCCCAGCGCCUCGGGCACUCUCUUGCCCGCGCUCCCACGCCCACGGCGGCGCGCUCACACUCCUACAGUGCUGCACCGCAGCGCGCGCGUUCACACUCCCACGCGCACCCCGGAGCGCUUAUCCAGCCUAGGCGCAAUCACUUCUGGAGAGAGCGCUGAGACACCCGCGACUUUCCUAUGGCUGACUUGAGCUUCAUCGAAGAUACCGUCGCCUUCCCAGAGAAGGAGGAGGAUGAAGAGGAAGAGGAGGAGGGCGUGGAGUGGGGCUACGAGGAAGGUGUUGAGUGGGGCUUGGUGUUUCCUGAUGCUAAUGGGGAAUAUCAGUCUCCUAUUAACCUAAACUCAAGAGAAGCUAGAUAUGACCCUUCACUGCUGGAUGUCCGCCUCUCUCCAAAUUAUGUGGUCUGCCGGGACUGUGAAGUCACCAAUGAUGGACAUACUAUUCAGGUUAUUCUGAAGUCCAAAUCAGUUCUCUCAGGAGGACCUUUGCCUCAGGGGCAUGAAUUUGAACUAUAUGAAGUUAGAUUUCACUGGGGGAGAGAAAACCAGCGUGGUUCCGAGCACACAGUUAAUUUCAAGGCUUUUCCCAUGGAGCUCCAUCUGAUCCACUGGAACUCCACCCUGUUUGGCAGCAUCGACGAGGCUGUUGGGAAGCCGCACGGAAUCGCUAUCAUCGCCUUGUUCGUUCAGAUAGGGAAAGAACAUGUAGGCCUCAAGGCUGUGACUGAGAUCCUCCAGGAUAUUCAGUAUAAGGGGAAGUCCAAGACAAUACCCUGCUUUAAUCCUAACACUUUAUUACCAGACCCUCUGCUGCGGGACUAUUGGGUGUACGAAGGCUCUCUCACCAUCCCACCUUGCAGUGAAGGUGUUACCUGGAUAUUAUUCCGAUACCCUUUAACUAUAUCCCAGCUACAGAUAGAAGAAUUCCGCAGGCUGAGGACACACGUUAAAGGUGCAGAACUUGUGGAAGGCUGCGAUGGGAUUUUGGGAGACAACUUUCGACCCACUCAACCACUUAGUGAUAGAGUCAUAAGAGCUGCAUUUCAGUAACCAAAGAGCAGGAACAAGCCCAUCUUCAUCAGGGAGGAAGACAAUGGUCCUAUGGUGCCCUUGGAUGAGAAAUGGAAACUUUUGAACUGCAGCUUCAGUUUAUUCUCAAAGCCUGUAUUGUUUGUCUUCCUCUAACCCAGCUUUGAUGGACUUCUAGGACAGUUUCCUGUACAAUGCUGUAAUGAAAUACUAGAAAUGGCUGUACAUUCAAAAGAAAUCCCAUAUUAUAUAUCUACAUCACUGCUGCUAGUAUUCAUAUUUUUGCACAUACUGUUUAUUGCUAAUGUGUAGAAGGAAUGAAACUAGUUUUCAGAGUUGUUAUUAAUAUGAAUAUAUAUUAUGUAUUAAUAUUGAGACAGGAAAAAUACAUUACCAGCAUUAGCAGUCAUUCAUUUCCUGUCUCCAACAGAAAAUUUGCUUAUUCCAAGACUAGAGUAAUUCUUGGUAAUAAAAUAAGAGUUUUGAUCAAGAACAGCCUAGAGCUUCAAAAUGCAUUGUGAAAGAUUAGUACAAAUCAUGUCUCAUGUUAUUUUUCAAUAUCCAUACCACAAUGUCAGGCUGGUUUGUCAUGGAAAACAUUUUGUGAAUUAUUACAA